GGGAAAUGAUGUGGGGCGUAAUGCAGCUGUGGAGGGGGUUGAAGAGAGUGAAGAGAGGGCUCUGCUCCUCCCAGGACUCCCCUGUUGAUCUUUUUCCUAGCUGCUUUCCUUUUGUUGUUGCUUGAGCACCUAUGGUCAUGGUCUGGACAGUUCCUGUGUUGGGCUGUUGUUUCCUUCUUUCCGGCUGUUCUUCUCCCACUUUUCUCUUCUGUGCUUGAUUUGUUCCCUGUGCCCUUUACAGUGUAAAAUAAAUUAUAAUUUGGAUGAGCCUUCAACUUUGUGUCUCUUUAAGAAGAGCAAAGGGGAAAUACAUUGUAGGUUAAAUUGUUCAACUUACUCCCAGUUUGUGUACCAUGUCCACGCUUCAGAAAUUUUUUAUGUUGCCAAGUAUUGUGGUAUUGGUCUUGAAUUAGCUGAUAGCUAUUAUAGUUAAAUGGAAGUGAUCAGCACAUAAAGUGGAGAACUUAUUUAACUUAGCAUAAAGUUAGCUUAACUAUAAUGUUUUUAAACAGCUGCUUAGUUUUACCUUAUUUUGCCCUUAGAAAACUUUCCUUCUGGGUAAAAAGUGGGAUUACAUCUUUGUAAUUUACAUGACUGACUUCUGUUUAUGUAUUCAUAGUACAGGAAGUAAUAAGAAGAUGAUAGUACUUCUGUUUAAUAAGAAACACAAAAAAUAGUUUUGAAUAUUUCCUAAGACAGACUUAAAUACAUUUUACUCGACUAUCUUCAACUAUAGGAUUGCAGGACAGAGGAUGAAAUAUAACAGAGGAGAAGUGUCUCUCUGUGUGUUAUUAUUCCUGGCCUUGCAUGGAACAACAAGUUUGCAGGUAGUACAUCUUCAGUGCAGUUUGAGUUUUUAAGCCCUCUUUUAUUUUACAAUUGGUCUUUUGAAAGACCAUUGUUCAUUAUUGUUUAUAAAUUCCUAAGCAGUCAAUUGUUCUGAGUUUUUAAAAGACAUGACUCAAGUUUUUAGACAAGAUAUUAAUAUUUGUAUACUUAUAUCUGUACAUACUGGAUCUGAUAGAGAAAAUAAGUCUGAAUCUGUAGAAGCGAAGAAAUUGUGUACUGAAUUCAAACAGGAAAUCUCUUUUAAAACGAAUCUCUGGUUUCAGUAAAAAUUGAUUAUCUUGACUUGAGGGAGUUCACAGUGUAUAAAAUGCUCUACAAACUUAUGGCAGAAGGGUUGUUAUACUAUACAUGCAGUGAAGCCCCAUAUGUUUAAGGGUUUUUUACUUUCCUCUGUUAGAAAGUUAUGAAAAAAGACUUUGAAGUAUUUUGUUUAUACUAACAGACAAGAAAAGUUCUCCUAAGAAAAAGCUGGUGGCAGGAGUGUAGAGGAGUAGCAUAUGGCAUUAAAAGGAGCACAGCUGGAGGUAGCAUUUCCAUCUGAACAUGAUGUCAGAGCAGCUGACAGCCUGCCAUCCCUCAGCCUUUUAUUCUAACACACAGACAGGGAGUGAGUGUGUUUGCAGAUCUGUGUGUAAGGAAGGUAUCUCAUUCCUCUCUAACAUCAUCUCCACUUUGCAUCUGUCUCUCUCUUAGUCUGCUUUUUUCCACCGAUCUAACAGACCUGGAGCCAGCAAGACUCGGACAAAAGGACUUAAUCAGGUUUAUGUGUGCUAAAGGUUAUGAAGACAGCAUGGAGUUUCCUGACCAUAGUAGACAUUUACUACAGUGUUUGAGUGAGCAGAGACAUCAGGGAUUUCUUUGUGACUGUACCGUUCUGGUAGGAGAUGCCCAGUUCCGAGCACAUAGAGCUGUACUGGCUUCGUGCAGCAUGUAUUUCCACCUAUUUUACAAGGACCAGCUGGACAAAAGAGACAUUGUUCAUCUGAACAGCGACAUUGUUACAGCCCCAGCUUUCGCUCUCCUGCUUGAAUUCAUGUAUGAAGGGAAACUCCAGUUCAAAGACUUGCCCAUUGAAGAUGUGCUAGCAGCUGCCAGUUAUCUCCACAUGUAUGAUAUUGUCAAAGUCUGUAAAAAGAAGCUGAAAGAAAAAGCCACCACAGAAGCAGACAGUACUAAAAAGGAAGAAGACGCUUCGAGUUGUUCAGACAAAGUAGAGAGCCUUUCCGAUGGCAGCAGCCACAUUGCGGGAGAUAUACCCAGUGAUGAAGAUGAAGGGGAGGAUGAAAAAUUGAGCAUUCUGCCUAGCAAAAGGGACUUGGCGGCUGAGCCUGGGAACAUGUGGAUGAGAUUGCCCUCGGACUCAGCAGGCAUUCCCCAGAGUGGCGGAGAGGCAGAGACACACGCAACAGCAGCUGGAAAAACAGUAGCCAGCCCCUGCAGCUCAACAGAGUCUUUGUCCCAGAGGUCUGUCACCUCCAUGAGGGAUUCAGCAGAUGUUGACUGUGUCCUGGACUUGUCUGUCAAGUCAAGCCUUUCCGGAGUUGAGAAUCUGAACAAUUCUUAUUUUUCUCCACAGGACAUGAUUAGAAACAACCUGGUACAGGUGAAGGUGGAGAAAGAAGCUUCCUGUGAUGAGAGUGAUGUUGGCACUAAUGACUAUGACAUGGAACAUAGCACUGUGAAAGAAAGUGUGAGCACUAAUAACAGGGUACCGUAUGAGCCAGCCCAUCUGGCUCCUAUGAGGGAAGAUUCUGUUUUGAGGGAGCUAGAUAGAGAGGACAAAGCAAGUGACGAUGAGAUGAUAACUCCAGAGAAUGAGAGGGUUCAGGUGGAAGGGAAUAUGGACAGCAGUCUGCUUCCUUAUGUCUCCAACAUACUUAACCCUGCAGGCCAGAUUUUCAUGUGCCCCCUCUGCAACAAAGUCUUUCCUAGUCCCCACAUUCUUCAGAUACAUUUAAGUACGCACUUUCGAGAGCAGGAUGGGAUCCGCAGCAAGCCUGCCACUGAUGUCAAUGUCCCAACCUGCUCCUUGUGUGGUAAGACUUUUUCUUGCAUGUACACCUUGAAACGACACGAGAGGACUCAUUCAGGGGAAAAACCCUACACUUGCACCCAGUGUGGAAAGAGCUUCCAGUACUCCCACAAUCUGAGCCGCCAUGCUGUAGUUCACACUCGGGAGAAGCCGCAUGCUUGUAAGUGGUGUGAGCGCAGGUUCACACAGUCUGGAGACCUUUACAGACAUAUUCGGAAGUUUCACUGUGAGUUGGUGAACUCGUUGUCUGUCAAAAGCGAAGCACUGAGCUUACCUACUGUCAGAGACUGGACACUAGAAGAUAGCUCACAAGAACUUUGGAAAUAGAAUUUUUAUAUAUAUAAUUAAUAUAUAUAUAUAUAAAUCUAUAUAGUUGUGGUACAGUCUAAAAGCAGUCUUGUUUCCAUGAAUUGAAAGUUUGGCCAUUAGCUUGUUUUAUGCACUUUAAGGCGGCAUGAACAUUUCACUAUUUAGUGCUCUGAUAAUAUGAACUAUAGAAAUAAGACUAAUAAAUUUAAUUAAUUUACCCCUAUUUCCCCUAAAAAUAAGUACUUCUUUUAAAUAAAGCUGCAAAUGAACAAAUGUGAUUUUAGGUUUUAUUUAAACCUUACUUGCAACACUGCAUUAUUUCAAACUUCAAUUAAAAUGAAAAGAGUACUCCCUUCCAGUGUUUUAUCAAUUUGGUUACAUUUUAAAAACUGCAUGCAACUUUUCUAGCUGUGGGAAACCUGAAUGCUUUUAGACCCAAGUGAUACAUUUCUGAAAUGCUGGAGUAUCUAUUUUUAAACAAGUGGUUGAGAUACUAUUGUAAUUUGUGGAUUACAACAGUUCCCAAUUUUUUUAAAAAAAUGACCAUCACAGAUUUUUGAAAAUACACUGGAAUUGCUGGGACUCUGUGAAGGUAUGCUUGGGAUGUAAAAGGAUGUUGCGACUUCAACAGUUGCAAACUGCAUUUAAAAAUGUGAAUUACUGUUGUAUACUGUAAUUGAUUAAAUGGGCUGGGGGGGGGUGUCAAGGAAAUUGACAAGUUGUGUUAAUGCUCUCCAUUGAGUCUUGAAAAGUAAAUAUUAACGCUACGGAAAUGCAUGCGUUUCAGUAUAUUUUUGUCUUUGUUUGCAUUGUAUAACUUUAAUGAGUGAGUUUUUAAACUUAUUUAAUUUUUUGUAGGGAAAAAAACACCACUGGAAAAAUUGGUGUUAUGAAGAACAUAAAUGCACUGUUUUUUAUUUUAUAUAAGUUAAAUUAAUUGCCCACUGUCUUUAAGUUGAACAAAAGCUACAUGUUGAUUUUAGCUAUGUAAAGGAAGAUAGUAAUGUUUACAAACAGGCUUAGAGAUUUGCAUGUGCAGUGUACAUUUAUCAAGGAAAAAAAAUCUGAUUGCACAGAACUCAUGCCAGCGCCAACUUUUGAUGCAUACAUUACCCAUAUGAGCAUUUUUAGAAUUCCUGAUGCACAAAUUGACAAUAGGUCAUUCAUUUUUCGCCCCUUGAAAAGAUUCUAUGGAGUGAAAAAGCCCCAGGCUGAAAGGACUAGAAAACCUUGAUUGACGUGGGGUGGGGGAACGACGGGAGAAAAGUUGGGGGAGGGUUUGUGAACUGUGUAUCCAAGCAGCAAAGACUGUGGCCUGACGUGUGGUUUUAAUGAUCAACACACAGGGCAAGAGCGUUUUGCACAGUGUUUGUUUUCCUGUCUUGCACUUACAAAUAAGGUCUAUGGGAGUAGCAUGGAAAAUUGUUUUUCUUCUUCUUUCUGCUUUGUUUAGAAUUUGAUCGCCUUAACUACUGUAAACAUAGCCUAUUUUUGUGCUUAAGAAACUGAAUGGAAAACUCCAUUGUGUAUUGCUGGACUGUUUUGGAAAUACUUUGGUCAAAUGUAUGUUAAUUUGGCUGUAAUGGCAUUUAAAACAAAAAAAGCUGUGAAAAUGGCCUUGGAGCAUUAUUUUUAGUUACUUGAAUAGUUGCUAGGUUUUUAAAAUACAUUCUUUUUAUUAAUUUUAGAAAAGACAAUCAAUGUCUGGAAAAAUGGACUACUUUUGAAUUAUUAUUUUUGUGAAUGUGAGUGAUUGUUUUUGGGGGUGCCCUUUAGUUUCACAUUCUUUUUCGGUUCUAAAAAUUAGACUGACAUCUAGCUUUGACAAUCAUAGUAUGUUUUAUUUUCCUGAAAGGGAGGGGGAAUAACUUAUAACGCUGUUUAGUUUUGUACUAUUGGUGUGUUGGUGAAUUUUUAAACUGUGUGCUAACUGCAAUAAAUUAUACAUACUGAGAAAUCAA
Anolis carolinensis (green anole) is the source of this 5151-nucleotide messenger RNA. It is a transcript of the gene zbtb18, whose product is annotated as zinc finger and BTB domain containing 18. Gene Ontology annotation, biological process: regulation of transcription by RNA polymerase II. The record is from RefSeq and is a predicted model, not a curated record. Gene Ontology annotation, cellular component: nucleus. Bases 1613 to 3208 code for a protein of 531 amino acids. Lineage: Eukaryota; Metazoa; Chordata; Lepidosauria; Squamata; Anolidae. Gene Ontology annotation, molecular function: DNA-binding transcription factor activity, RNA polymerase II-specific; protein binding. The transcript has 2 exons.